This is a messenger RNA of Paramuricea clavata, 231 nucleotides long. NCBI's taxonomy places the organism in Eukaryota, Metazoa, Cnidaria, Anthozoa, Malacalcyonacea, Plexauridae. The record is from the annotation of a GenBank genome assembly.
GUUGUCUCAACUGUUAUGCACGGGAUACGGUGAAUAGUAAAACUAUGCACGAUUUAUAUCAGGCCCCUGUGGAAAUGGCUGGUUAUCUCAAGGAUCAGGGAUUUAACGUUGUCGAAGUGUCGGAAUGUGAAAUAAAGCGAGAACUGGAACAAGAUGAAGACAUGAAGAGUUACUUCGACAAUUACGAACAGGUUGAUCCUUUGGAACCCCGCGCUGCCUUCUAUGGUGGUC